AUGGAAGCCGCGACGAAGACGGUUCAGCAGCUCACCAAGCGCAUCCUGCCCGAGAAGCCUCAUCACCUAUCCUACUCUGCAGAUUGGCGAUACCAAAUCCCUGCCAACGAGUCCCGAACGAAGCAUAUUGAGGAAUGGGAUAACACUCGCCUACAAUAUUCGACCCUCGUGUCGGAAGCCGAUCGCGGCGUACUCCUUACAAGAUCUUAUUACGACAUGCGUGUCGAGCCCCCAAAGCCCGUCCCUCGGGAUGUGGGCAUUCUCGCAAAGGGCGGCGAGAAGAAGAAGCUAUCGCUGAGUGACUACAAGAACAAAAAGACUUCUGGUAUUACCUCAGACACCUCCACCCCAGAACCCCCCAGUGCCAAAAAGCGCGAGUUCGAGCGCGCAUCCGCAGAGCCAAAGUCUGUAUCCGAAAUUAGGAAACCCGAUUUGCAGCGUCAGAGGGACUAUCACCCUGAUGCUAAACCACAAAAAAACCCCAAACCUCCUGUUGUUGAUAUGAGACUUCCUCCCAAGCCACCUGUAUCCCUUCCACCUCGACCCGUUUCACCCGAUAGCAGGAAACGUGCAACUAAUGUUGAAGAUGAUUAUCGCUCACAAAAACGGCGACCUGAUGUACCUCGCCCAGCCGACGACCGAUCGCGACCGAUUCGGGACGAGCCCCCACGUCGAAAAGAUAGAGAUUCUUUGGCACCUUCCGAUAUCCCUUCGAGAGACAAACCGGCCAGCGCAUCAUCUCUUUCCAAUGGACGUAGUAUCCUGAAAAGCACUACAGUCUCUUCCGCACGGAACCCUUCCCCAGUUGGCCGCGCACGUGGUGAUUCAGUCAACGGCGUCAGGCCUGGCGCAUUAGGGAGCACAAAGGGUACACCGGCCAAGGCCGACCAUGCUUCACGAUCAUCUGUACCCCCGUUACUUUCACCUCUCCAUAUAAGCUGGGAUAACCAGAACUCAACAGACAAAGGCGAUAGGAGAAGGACACGCGAGGAUGACGCUCCGAGACCGAAGACCAAGAAGCUCGAACCACCGCCACCACUCAAGACAAAGAACGAUGUAGCCCGAGACAGGUCUCCACUCCGCCUACCUACGCUCCUGUCGCCUACAUUACCAAGUGCUCUGGAAGCCGAGCUGUCGCGAAGAAAGACCACAAUUACUGCGACGGAUCAUGGAGCACAUUAUGACCGGGACAGGGAUGAGCCCAUGGAAGAACGACACAAGUCAACAACAGCAAGAAAGGCACCAGUUGAGCACGAGGAAGAAGAGGAAGAAGAUUCCAGUCCAAGAGAAAGAAGGCGACUUGUUGUGACUUUGCGAAUAUCCAAGCGACUGCGGCAAACGUUCAAGCGCAUAUUGGCAUUGCCUCCAAAACGCAGAGAUCGUUCAGAGAGCACAGAAGCACCGCCAGCUAGCCAGGCGAAGAAACGCCCUGCGCCAACAGAGAACACUGGUGACACAAUAGCUGUUAAACGACCCCGGCUACCCUCAGUUUCCUCGAGUCUACCGCCACCACCCUCAACACCAUCUAAGAAAGGUGCUGCCAUGUCACGCGUUGGUUCUAAUAACUCACAGACCCAAACACCUGGUGAAGUAGCCAUAGUGACCCCUGUACCUACUGGCUCCUCAGAUCGCCCUACCACCAAUGGUACAUAUGUCACCCGGGACGAUAAGGCCGAUUCCCGAGCACUUCUUGAGAAACACACCCGAUUCUCCGACCUAGGUCGACGUCUGAAGCACGAGGGUGACGUCGCCAACCAGAGGUGCAAUAAGCUUGCAAACAGUGGUGAUACACGUGGCGGCGACUCAAGUCGCAAGCAAUUUUACGCACUUGCAGUGGAAAGCACCAUUGCUUUUAUGGCCAGUUUUUAUCUUCUCAAUGUCAGCCGCAACAUGCAACACAAGGCCUCCGAUCCAGGCUCCUGGGCUAGCUUGAUCAAGAUGGUCGAUUAUUUGCAGAAGGAAACACGCCGCGAUAUGAAGCGGCAUCAGCCUAUCUACGCCCUUGUCUUGAUCUUGCAGGCUGUUACUGCGGACGAAUUUCUCAAAGCAUUCUCAAGCUAUGAGCACAUCUCUAAGGAGGAUCUAUUUGCGCAUCAGGCGAUUCGUUAUCGCAACUGGCCCCUUGUUCGCGAAGUUUAUGAGGGUAUAAAUAGCUCACGUCUUCGUGCCGAUAUCAUGCCUUGGUCGACAGUUGAGGAAGUCUGCCAGGCUUCAAUGCGUGUUAUUCGUCAAUGGUGUCAGGACGAGAAUGUUGAGUGGUCACCCGAGUUUGACCCCAAAGAGGCAAGUAUUCGGGUUGCCCGGUAG
This is a messenger RNA of Fusarium sp. VM40, 2307 nucleotides long. NCBI's taxonomy places the organism in Eukaryota, Fungi, Ascomycota, Sordariomycetes, Hypocreales, Nectriaceae. The record is from the annotation of a GenBank genome assembly.